ACCUUGCAGGUGACGCGAGCGCGAGAGGUUGACGGGGACGAGGAUAGGGAGGUGGAGGUAGAUGAGGUCACGCCCCUCGUUAUGUCCUCCCGCAAUCUUGCACUGUCCAACGCGAACGGCCGCCACGCCCGGUCGCGCACGCACACACAUUCCCGCGUUCGACGCCCCCAGGCGUUGACCACCGAGCCGAAUAGUCCGGGAGAUGAGACCUUCAAGGGCGGGCACCAUCGGCACGAACAGCGCGGGUCUCAUGCGGCAGAGGGGCUGGUUUGGGCUCGGUGGGGACGACGCAGGUUCAGGAUCAAGCUCCAGUGACUGCAGGGUUGCAACUGGAAAUGGGAAGGGUAGGAAGGGCCACGCAUCGUCCGGCGCGAGCGUUAUGCGGGAGCAUGAGCGUCAGCGUGCGCACGGGCAUGGACUGGACCAUGUGCAUGCUCACGGGCACUUGCAUAUCGACAUAGAAUCGUGGGGCGGGGACCGGGGCAUUCAUGAGCAUGAGAAUGGGGGCGAAGAGGCUGACAGCGGGCAUGGAGGCAAGGACGCGGCUCAGAGACAGGUCGGACGGCGGAGGCAGGUGGUCGGCGUCUUGAUGCGCGAGAUGGGCAUCAUGCUGCACUCGCUCGUCAUCGGGUUCACACUCGCGAUCACCUCGGGCCCCGAAUCCACCCUCGCUCAACGUCUCUGGUCACUGCGAUCAUGUUCCACCAGCUAUUUGAAGGCCUGUCGUUCGGAAUCCGGAUCGCGACGCUACCCGCGGAGGAUCAGAAGCAACAUGAGCAAACGCGCUGGCGAGAACGGGUUGCUCAAGCCUGUGCUCGCACUUAUGUUCGCGGUGACGACGCCCGUUGGGAUCGCCAUUGGGCUGGCGGUGUUCGGGCCCGGCGAAAGCGAAGGAGUGAUCCUGCUCAUGAGCGUGAUGUCCGCGCUUUCGGCGGGGAUGCUCAUAUACGCGGCAUGCAUCGAGAUGCUUGGGGAGACUUUGUGCUCGACCCACAUUUGUUCUGCUCCAUCGUCGGCCGGUGGGCUCUCGCGCUGCGGAUGAUUUUCAUGAUCUCCUUCGUGGUAUGCGUCUGCUUUCAAGUGGCUGCGCGCUCUCGUGAAGUACCGCGUCAAUCCUAGUCUCGGUUCCUCGGUGGUACCUCUGCGGCACUGUCCAAUAGCGGGAAACCGUGGAGAGGCUCUGGCUUUCUUCGCUCUCGCACCGCUCACAGGCCUCACUCUCGGACCGAUCGUCUCUGGCUUCAUGAGCGUUCAGGGG
Laetiporus sulphureus 93-53 is the source of this 1258-nucleotide messenger RNA. RefSeq lists its product as uncharacterized. Lineage: Eukaryota; Fungi; Basidiomycota; Agaricomycetes; Polyporales; Laetiporaceae. Gene Ontology annotation, biological process: transmembrane transport; metal ion transport. The transcript has 6 exons. The coding region runs from base 203 to 1042 and encodes 279 amino acids. Gene Ontology annotation, cellular component: membrane. Gene Ontology annotation, molecular function: metal ion transmembrane transporter activity. The record is from RefSeq and is a predicted model, not a curated record.